AUGCGCGUCUCCAGCUGGCUCAAGUUUACCGUGCUCGCGGCCCUCGGCCCACAGGCGCUGGCCGAAGUCCUCGCCGACCACGGUGCUGAUACGGCAAGUCUCGUGGCUCGCGACCACCCCUAUGACUUGGGUGAACCCCACCCUCAGCCUGGCGACACGGUCAGCUACCCUCCGAGAAUCCCUCCAGCGGGUACACACAACAGCCCGAGCUACGCAACCAAUGGGGCUUCUCACAAAAGUAAUCACCACAAACGAGGCGACAAGGGAGAGCAACAUUACGCCACGGAUAACAACUAUGAUGAUCAUGGAAGAAACCUGAAGUGGGGAGAAGGAAGGAAGCUACCUCAGAACCAAUGGUCCAACCCCUUCAUGCCCCAUACGGCUAGAAAAGAGGAAAUUGAGAAGAAGAAAGAAGAUCACCCACAGAAAUCCAAAGAAGUCCAUACAUGUGAGGCGUGCCCACAGGCCUCCCUGCACACGCGUAGAAGCGUCCAGUCGGAAUCGGCCCCGCAGGGCCACAUCGCCGCCCGCGCCGACGACGACACCCGUUCGGGCAAGCUGGGCGUCGACGAGCAUGGUAAUCCCAUUUAUAAAGGCCGCCACGGGCGUAGCACUAGGAUUGUGGCCCGCGCCGACGACGAUGCCCAUUGGGGAAAGCAGGGCGUCGACGAGCAUGGUAAUCCCAUUCGUAAAAAUCGCCACGGGCGUCCCACUAGGAUUAUGGCCCGCGCCGACGACCCCCAUUCGGGCAAGCUGGGCGUCGACGAGCAUGGUAAUCCCAUCCGUAAAAGUCGCCAUGGGCGUCCCACUAGGAUUGUGGCCCGCGCCGACGACCCUCAUUCGGGCAAGCUGGGCGUCGACGAGCAUGGUAAUCCCAUCCGUAAAAGUCGCCAUGGGCAUCCCACUAGGAUUGUGGCCCGCGCCGACGACGAUGCCCAUUGGGGAAAGCAGGGCGUCGACGAGCAUGGUAAUCCUAUUAACAAAAACGGCAGAGGGCAGCGCUCGCACCGCAACAGAAAGGUCCUAUCCCGCCGCAGGCAACCGACUAGCAACAUUCCUGAAGACCUUCAGCCCAUGCCGCCCACGUCGCCCAAGUCGCCCAAGUCGCCCAAUUCCUCCAGGAAAACCAAGACUCAGACCAGCACCGGCACAGGGGAGGCAGCCCCUCUGCCCCGCGACAAUCAGGUGUACAACGAUGACGGCUCUUUCAACAAAUACUCUGCCCGUCGGGACCUCGAGGCACGCAACGAGCCCAAGUACCAUGACACUCACGCGGACCCCUCCUUCAGGGACAAGGGCGUGCACAUGGACGACGUGUCUAUUGCUCCCCAUGGUCGACGGCCAACGGGCAAGGGAAAGGCAUGCAGGGCCAAGCCUCACAGGGCCUAA
This is a messenger RNA of Pyricularia grisea, 1389 nucleotides long. RefSeq lists its product as uncharacterized. The coding region runs from base 1 to 1389 and encodes 462 amino acids. The record is from RefSeq and is a predicted model, not a curated record. The transcript has a single exon. Lineage: Eukaryota; Fungi; Ascomycota; Sordariomycetes; Magnaporthales; Pyriculariaceae.